Messenger RNA from Puccinia graminis f. sp. tritici CRL 75-36-700-3, 5361 nucleotides. RefSeq lists its product as uncharacterized. Bases 392 to 5053 code for a protein of 1553 amino acids. The record is from RefSeq and is a predicted model, not a curated record. Gene Ontology annotation, molecular function: zinc ion binding. Lineage: Eukaryota; Fungi; Basidiomycota; Pucciniomycetes; Pucciniales; Pucciniaceae. The transcript has 6 exons.
GGAAGCUUAUCAGCCCCUAUUCCGACUCUCACUACCAACCAACACAACUCAUCUUCCCAAGUUAACACAUCUUCCCAAUCCUAACCAAAUCAAAACAACCACAAUCCAUCCAUCCCUUGACUAGCUAUCAUCCCCAGUUCGAGUCUGAUCAAGAUCGAGACUCCCCUGUAACACUAUCCAUCCUAUAACUACCCCCUCUGAACGUCUGUUGUAUCUUAUUACCCGCUUUCCUCUUCAAAUCUCUUCCUCUGCUAUAUACUCACUCACAAGCUCCAAAAUACUCUCUUCUCCCUUAUCAUAUUCAAAAAUAACCUAAAAAUUCUCCCUCCUGUACUGCUCUGCCGAACCUAUCUUUUCACUCAAAAUUAACAUCCAAAAACCAAUCGCCGAAAUGUCGAACGCUCAAAUAAGCUCCGAGAAACCUCAGCCGCACUCGUUUGUCUUCAGAACUUACAAGUUGGAUCCCAAGACUAAGAAACCUCGUCCCUUCAAUGGUAGAUUCCUCUACAUGGGCGGCUCUGCGUCCAAGUCGACCUUCAAGGCCCUAGAAUCUCGAGCUCAGGAGAUCUUCCCGAACGCGAAGCAUGAUCUUGUUCUUUCGAUCGCGCUGGGUGAACCCAAGCCGAGCUUGUUUCCGUUCAACUCAUUCCCCAAGUUUGAAAAGAUCAUCGAGGUGAUUCGAGUCAAACCGGGUGGCAUUCCUCGUGAUCGUCUACAACGAAUGCUCAUCGACGUUUGGAUCACCACCUCAACCUUCUCCUCACCCAAGCCCCCUGCUAAACUGAGGUUCACUCGAGUGGAAGCUCGUGCCAUCAAACAACAGAUUGACGACGCUCUUGCAUCCCUCACUAACUCCAACGAACCUACCGAUCUCGCUAAAACCGGUGCAACCUCCAGAUCUCUGAUUUCUGACUCAUUCACUGAUUUAGAGGAUAUCAAAAACAUGAUCGGAGAUUAUUCCCCACUCGUUCCAUUGGAUGUUACGUCGUAUGCGUCGGUGCUCAAGAUGAAGCAGGCACCUCUGUCAUCGGAACCAACCGGGGAAGCUAUGGAGUCAUCGAUGGAUUCAUCUGUUCCCACCCCCGACGCUGUCUCAUCCAGUGGCAUCCAGCCCUGCAUUGAAAGCUCUCAAGGUCACGUCGAGCAACCUCCUACAUCUCUACCUGAACAACCAGAGUGCAACUCUAACCAGCUCCCUGAGGCAUUGGUUGCGCAACUUGACUGCUUUGCUGGGGUUGACCUGCACCCAACCUUCCAUCAGACUCGCAAUUGGUACUCAAUCUUGCUCGAGGUCUUCGCGGAUGACUCUCGAUACGUCAUAUUACCCCACACUCAAUCUGAAUCGUUGACGCUGCAAGUUUACUUCCUCAACGCCAACAGUCGAGCCGAGCUUGUCUUCAUGGCUCGAAACUAUCCCGUCGGUAUGCUCCAAUCCCCUUACAAGAGGCAACAAGCGGACGAUCAAAUGAGAAGCUAUUUGGCGGAACACAUCUCUCAUGUGACUAUCCCCAAGUUCCACGCAGUCAACGUUUGUGACACUACGAUGUCCUUCUAUAUGGUGGAUUGUCAUUCUGGACGCAUCCUUCCUCGACGUGAAAGCAACGAUUCAGUGGAUCAUAUACUGCCUGAUCAUCACCUCAUGAACUUAUGGAAAUCUGAGUUAGGUACGACUGCCGGCGACGAGACAUUGUAUUCAUUGAUCUCUCAGGUUCGCUCAAUGGUCAGCCAACAUGAGAAAAUCGAAUCUUGGCCAAGCCAGCUUCCGGAGCUUACUGCCAUCGAGCAGUCUACUUACGAUCAUUUGUCAUCGCUGAGUACUUUGAAUUACGUCAUCCGAGAGGCUGCGCCCUCUGGUCGAUAUCGACUUGCUCCGUUAUGGCACAAAAGCGACUCGAUCCAUGGGGCCACUUUUGCUACCUUCUGCCUGGUACUUUACGACGUGGAAAGUGGUCCGGUGUUGAUAGUCCAACACUCUACCGAUCUUGGUACUUCCGCAUGUCGUUUGAAAUGUGAUCAACUGAUUCGAGAGUCUUUCGCCCACUUGGCACCUGCUUGCAAAACAACAAAUCUUCAUGGCGUGAGCUUGUUGAACAAUCAAGCUAGAUUCUACAAUCUGAAUAUCGCUACUCGCCUCAUCACCCCCAAAACGUCUCCUGUGGACCUAUUUGAUCGUGUGUUACCUGACGAUUAUCUAUCCGGUGCCUGGGAUUGGAGACUUCAAGACAAUAAAUUUCUCGAAAAAUUCCAGAUGAUUUUGGCCGACUGUCAAGUGACUCAAUCCAAGGUGGAUCCCACCGCGCCAGCGACCUCCACCAAACCCCCGCUCCACCGCAAGACCUCCCCCAGUCCUCAGUUAUUAGGCUCCCAACUUAGCGUGAUCAGUGGCCAUCAAGUUUCCGGUCCCCAGAUGCGCUUCAUUUGUGAUGGCUGCGAUGAAACCAUUUCUGGUUUCCGAGCUAAAUGUGUUCAUGGAACCUGUCCGGACUUUGAUCUUUGUGCCAAGUGUUACGAGAGAAAAGAUGAUGUUCAUCCAGAGCAUCCUUUCAAAUUGUUGAUCCAGCGCAACAACCAAGAUACUCUUUCAAGUUUUGCACAAAAGCAAUGGUUGCCCGCCGUAGAUCCAGUGUGCAUCUGCGACUCCUGUUAUUGUGUAAUUCCAGGCGUCGUCAAAAAAUCGCCCUUCUCAAUAGGCCAUGACCUGUGUCCCAAAUGUUUAGGUGAUCGAAAGGGCCCACAAGACCCUAAGAAGGUGUCUGAAGUAGCUGAAGAAACGGGAUAUCUCGAAAUCGAAGAGGAUCCAAUAUCUUCAGCCGUACCGCUUGCAUCACCACCGCGCGUGUCCAUCAAAUGCGAUAGUUGUUCUCACACAAUCACUGGCUUCAGAGCCAAAUGCUCACAUGAUGAAUGUCCGGAUUAUGAUCUUUGCUCGAAGUGUUAUGAGCUUCGACGCGUUUUUCAUCCAUCCGACCAUUCCUUCAAAACCUUUGAAGUGACGGUGGAUGCUGCAGGUGCAGUUGUCUCGUGUAACUCGCACAGUGACCGCCCCAAAACCCUUGGCCAACAACACACAUCGGACAAGACCCACUUUGCGAAAUGUGACUUGUGCGCCCAACGCAUAUCUGGUGUCAGAUGGAAAUGUGUGGAUUGCGUUGAUUGGGACAGUUGCGAAGGAUGUUUGAAAAACGUCCCCGCGGUUCACCCCUUCCACAGGCUCGUCCCGAUCCAUGACCCGAACCAACUUUCCCACUUGCCUCCACAACAUCUCACCAAUCACCACCACGUUUUCUGCGAUGGAUGCGAUGAACCGAUUCGUGGGAUUAGAUACAAGUGCUCUCAUCCCGAUUGUCCUGAUUACGAUCUCUGUAGUCGCUGCGAAUCUUCUCCUAUCCCGAGACAUGACAUCGAUCACGCCAUGCUCAAGAUUCGUGAUUCUUAUGCUUGGCAGGCUGGAAAGUUGAGAUCUAAAUUUACUCAGACCAAUCAUCACCGAUCUCCAAUCGCGCUCUCAUCUCACCCAAAGAAAGUCAAAAAUGCGACUAAGGUCUACCAACGGGAAGCUGUUACAUUAAAUGCACGAGUAAUCUUGAACGACCAUCCAGUCGCUCAUCAUCAGAACUCUUUCGAUCAUCCCGAAUUUGAUAGUCCAGUCGCUGUGCCCAAAAUUUCUGUUCAACAGUCACCUGCCAACCCAUCAUCGCCCUCGGGAUGUCGAUCUCCUUCACCACAGCCAUGGUCUAACAACCAUCCAGUCGCCCAUUCUCAAAGUUCCUUCGAUUAUCCCGAAAGUAAACUGUAUUUGCCCGACUUUGCUGGUCAAGAGUCACCUGUCAACCCAUCAUCACCCUCCAGGUGUCGAUCUCCAUCACCACAGCCAUGGUUUAACGACCAUCCAGUCGCUCAUGCUCAAAGUUCCUUCGAAUUCGACAAUAGAACCGAUAUGCCCAACUUUGCCGGCCAGGAGUCGCCUGUCAACCCAUCACCGCCCUCAAUGUGUCGAUCUCCUUCAAUUCGUGCCGAAACAGUUCUUAGCUUUCAACUCGAGCCUGAUGUGCAGGAUCCAGGUUUCGAAUCUAGCACCUCUCCUGGUCCAAUCGUUGUCGUUGAAACACCGGGAGAGCUUUUCGUUAACUCGUCCCCUUCAUGCUCUGGCAGUCCACUCGAGGCUUCUCAGUCCGAUGUCAACUAUCACAGCAACAACCUAGACGCUUGGGAGGUUCCCAACACCAAGGCCACCCUCGGUCUUCCGGGCGCAUUUCCUGACGAAAGCUGUUCUGCUGUUCAAGCUGCCUCCCAAUCAUCAUUGGACCGGGUGGUGGUACCUUCUGAUGAUAAUGAGGAAGAAACCAAACCUCGAUUUGGGGCGCACUUUGUGUCAGACUUGAAUCUGCCUGAUGGUACGUGCGUCUCGGCCGGGGCGCGGUUUACGAAGAUCUGGUUGGUGCGUAACACCGGCUCAGACAAAUGGCCAACGGGCACUCAGAUCGCUUUCAACGGUGGAUUUCAUCAUUCCUCUCAAGAAUCAUUUUCGGUCCCUGCCGCGGUUCCCGACGAGGUAGUCGAAGUUUCCGUCGAGACGAUGGCCCCAGAGGACUCGGGUGGCUACAUGCAGGUCUGGAGGCUUGUCAGCCCCGAUGGAACUAGAUUCGGAGACCGUCUCUGGAUCAAUUUACAGGCUAUCAGCGAGGACCAAGUGAACAUUGACGAUCCUAACUCGGAGUCGUUAUCCACUUCUGUCGGCUUCCUCCUCCCUAAUCCCUCCGAUCGUCCCCUAAACGAUCAUCAAUCUGAAUCCUCUCAACAUUCUGUGACUCAUCCUCCUGGUAACAAUCCAACUGAAUCUAGUGCCGACUCACAACAGCCACAAGAAGAGCUUGCUCCAGCAUCUUCCGAAUUUGACUCGGUCGAUCAACCCUCUUCUUCUUCUAACCUUUCCUCUGCCACUGACUUUGAUGAUCUGUCCUAUGAAUUCACGUCUGAACAUGGUGACAGUGAGAUUGGCGAGGACUCAUUCGACUUCGAACUCGUCACUGAUUCUGACUCUUCGGCCCAAUAAACUCACACCGAUCUUUCUUUCUUCCUCAUUUCCUCUUUAUUUUUGAUCCUGCUUUCUCACACACUCAUUGCUUGAGCAUAUAUACACACACAAAGAUGCAUUUAAAUGUAUUCUAUAUCUUCACAUUAACUUUAUCCUUCUCCGUCACUCUUUUUUUAUACUUCUUUUGGUUUUCCUUUUUCUUUCUUUGUUUGACUCCUACUAUUUAUAUAUUUAUAUGUAUGUAUUAUUUAUUUAUCUUAUCUCUUUUAAGAUGCAAUUGAAUCUAACAAACAGUUCAUGACAAACAGUUCAUGCUACAAGUGGAC